Lethenteron reissneri (Far Eastern brook lamprey) is the source of this 1375-nucleotide messenger RNA. RefSeq names its product ubiquitin-conjugating enzyme E2 variant 2-like. Lineage: Eukaryota; Metazoa; Chordata; Hyperoartia; Petromyzontiformes; Petromyzontidae. The record is from RefSeq and is a predicted model, not a curated record.
ACAAGGCCCCGCCCCCCUCCUCCCUCACCCCCCCCACCUCCCUCCCUCGCGGAAGUCCAAGAUGGCCGUGUCCGCUAGCGGUGCGGCCGUGAAGGUGCCCAGGAAUUUCUGCCUUCUGGAGGAGCUGGAGGAAGGUCAGAAGGGCGUGGGCGAUGGAACCGUGAGCUGGGGCCUCGAAGACGAUGAGGACAUGACCAUGACGAGGUGGACAGGAAUGAUUAUUGGUCCACCUAGGACGAGCUUCGAGAACAGAAUAUACAGCCUUCGUGUAGAGUGCGGACCCAAGUACCCAGACAUGCCUCCCACUGUCCGAUUCGUGACCAAGGUGAACCUGAGUGGCGUCAACAGCUCAAACGGAAUGGUCGAUCCCCGUAUGGUGCCUGUACUUUCCAAGUGGCAGAGUACCUACAGCAUUCGGAUAAUGCUGCAGGAACUGAAGCGCCACAUGAUGCAGAAGGAAAACAUGAAGCUCCCGCAGCCGCCCGAAGGACACACCUACAUCUAGACGGUUUCACUCGAGAGUAAAGUUGUGCGGGCUCCGGUCGCGGGUUGGCACUGCUACGCUGCAUGCAAGCGUGGCUGAUUGUCACGUAGGUUUCCCGCACGCAAACGCGGUGCGCCGCGAUGGGGGGGGGGGUCUGCUGACGUGCACACGUCUCGUUUUAAGGCAUUGACAAAAGGCCUCUUGAUCACCACACGCCCGCAUGCGUUUUGAUGCACGCCCUCCACGGAGUGGCCACUCGUUUGCACUUGAGUGAAGCGGACUAGAACUUAAAUAAUGCCAUGCAUCGCAAUGCCGCCCCCCCCCCCCCCCCCACAACAUUUCUGCUGCCCGGAAACUCACUAAACUAUAACGAUACCCACUUUUCAUCGGCAUUAUGCUGGUUUGGCUUGUUGUGUUGCAUUUGAUUUGUUUGUUUUUGUUUAAACCCAUCCACCACCAACCCACUACGAUGGACCUGAGGGGAAAAAAUUCUGCCUGUAUUCCACACGGAGAUGCAAAUGAAUUGUCAAGGGGUUUGAUGGGUGUCAGUUUAUGGAUUGAAGUUAUUUAUUUUUCCAGUGGACGGCAGACGUGUCUGUACAUUACAGUAACUUUGCUUGUGAGUAAAAACAACCAUUUUCAAGUGGCCAGUCCAAGCCACCCAUUUGUAAUCACUUUUGCACAUUUGGCGUUUGGAGUUGUGCAGAGCAAAUGACUGUACUGUGUUAGCGUGCUGUGGACUUAUAGUAUCAGCGUGAAAUGUUAAACCACAAGACAACCCUCCUGACCAGAGGGAAAUGUCGGGGUAAUUUCCACAGGUAGAGAGAGCUUGGAUAUGUUCUUGUUGUAAUGUAUUUUGACUGUGAUUAAAAUCCAUUUGUUCCACUUAAA